Messenger RNA from Pangasianodon hypophthalmus (striped catfish), 4630 nucleotides. RefSeq names its product ran-binding protein 3. Gene Ontology annotation, biological process: protein export from nucleus. Gene Ontology annotation, molecular function: GTPase activator activity. NCBI's taxonomy places the organism in Eukaryota, Metazoa, Chordata, Actinopteri, Siluriformes, Pangasiidae. The record is from RefSeq and is a predicted model, not a curated record. Bases 1987 to 3369 code for a protein of 460 amino acids. Gene Ontology annotation, cellular component: nuclear pore; cytoplasm. The transcript has 14 exons.
AUGAUUGAGGGUUUUCUUAUUAUUUUGUAGUUUGCUUUUAUAUCUGUUGCACUUGAGCAUGUUUUCUUACACCGAGUUGCAUGCAUGAGGAAACAUUGCCAAGCCUAUUGCACAACUUGAAAAUCUUCUCUUAUCAAGAGACAGGAAGGAAAAAAAAAAAAAAGCACUCAUCUAGCUGAAUUCGUUAAUGUUCAAACCUCACAAUGCUCAUGUUCUGAACUUCUCCUAAACAUGCACUCUCAGAGAAAAGUACUAAACUGCACCUUUCUUGUACCUGUCACUGGUGAAAAUGGUAAUGUGAAUGGAGUGAACCUUUAAAAAUGAUUUAAGAUACAUAACUGGACCUUUAAAAACCAGCCUUACACUACAUGCACACACUAAAGGUACAAGUAGAUGUACCCAGGGUCAAGGAAAAGGUACAGUUUAGUACUCUUCAUAUCCAUUUGUAAUCCAAUCAAACUGAAUCAAUCAAUCAAUCAAUAUCAGUAGGAUUAUUCUCAAAACCUGAUUUAUUAUGCUCGUACAGUAUUGAGCAUGCUUUGUUAUCCAAAGCUCUUAAACUUAUAAGCAUUAUAGAUUUAUUCAUUCAUUUACAAAACAAAUUUACAUACCUGUAAACACCCAACGCGAACAGAGAUCAUUGCAGCACUGUACACAUGUACAUUUACUAUCCACUGUUCUGUGUAUGAGUAAUAUAUGCACAAAUAAGUCUGCAAUAAAAGACAUUUGGAUUUAAAUUCAAUGUGGCGCAGUCACUCAUGGCCUCUCAGUGCUCAGGAUCACAUAUCACACAUUGCAGUCACCCAGCACGUAAGACACGAUUACACAGGCAUUGAAACACUACCACUCUGCACCGUUCAUUCUUAAACACUCCUUUAAUCAGGGCUGACUGGACCUUACUGAUUUCAGAGAUGUGUCGUAGGAGAACAUGAGCUCUGGGGGAACAUUUAAGGGGUAUCAGAUCAAGGCAGCUUCAUCCAGUUCCUCCAGAACGUUGGUAUGAGCCUGUUUGCUCUAGUCUAAGGCAGGGUUUGUUUCUUAAGUCAGCUGCCGUUCCCUCCCCUCUGAAAUCAACCAAGUAUUGGCUCACUCCCAGAGCUGAAUCAUUUCAUGCUAAUAUGUCCCACCCUGAUAUGUCUGCAAGGAAUGUGAUGGCUAUGACAGAAUAUUUGUAUUGCUUGUUUGCCUCAAAUGGGUCCUUGAGGCACUGGUGAUAAUGUGAAAAAUUCAGGAAGCUGUGAUAGUCACACCAAAACCCAACACCUGAACUGUAUUCUGUCAAUACAGCCUUUAAACAGCAUUCUUGUAGUUAUUAAUCUAUCUGUCUGGAUGCGUAAAAUGAAUGAGUUUAAUCCAAACCUCAAUGUCAAUUAAUCUAAUCACAAUUUUAAUGCAAAUGGAUUCUAUGAGUGGAAAGUUUAGCAGUAAGAAGCUCCGUCCAAUAAAUAGCCGAAACAUCAUUACACACAUUUAAAUGAUGAGGUAAUAGUUGGAUUAUGUUCAGAAAAUAAAUCUGCACUGGGGGGGCGUGUAUAGAUUUAUUAUUUUUUUUUUUUACAGUUAAAAGUCUGCAAAAACAUUUGAGACUAUCUGGGUUAGACAACCAUAUGGUGGAACCAUUGCUUCAUGCUUCUUUAAUGAACUUCUUUUUCUCCUAAGGAAAAGUCAAUGAACUACAACAUGGUUCAACCUCAACCACUGAACGUACAUUCUUACUCAAAUGCUGCACCAAUAAUAAAUCAUAAUGCUGAGACUGCGGUUAUACACAGGCUGAAUUCUAUAACUGAAAAGAAACCUGAGGUUAGUUAAUUAUUUUAGUAUGAAAGGAGAACUGAAUCUCAUUUGGAAGACAGUGGUUAGGGCUUUCAUGGUAAGAAAGAAUAAAUCUCAUAAAUCAGUGAUCUUAUAGAAGGCUGUUUGUGGAGCAGUACAUUUCAUUUAAUACUCAGAGGUGCCCUAUUUUGUGAGUUCCCCACAUCCUGCCCAAUGGGGCAUGCUGAUAUCAUCUGGCAGAACAGAAGAAGGAGGGAGUGUCUUAUCUGGGGUACUGACUACAUCCAUGACCAGUGUGAUCAAGCCAUAACCUUUGGAGGAGCCCUUAACAUCUACAAACCAGUACUUGCUGCUCCGAUGUUCGUCUUUCAGAGGAUGACAGCUGCAGUGAAGAGGACAGCAGAGGAAGAUGGGACUGGAGCAUGUGUGAACAAACGCAUCAGAUCGCUCACCUAUCCUUCUUUGAGCAGUCGGAACAAAAAGGCAGGUCCCUGUGGCGUCAGCAAACGAGUGCGGUUGGGUUCUCUGUCCUUCCCACCGCCUUUACAGGUCCCAAUAUCAAAUGUGUUCAUGCCAUCAACUUUGCACAACCCAAACCAAGUCUCUUCCUCCACACCAUCGCCACGGGGCAAGGUGAAGAAUACGGCGUUAACGCCGGCUUUGCUGGUGGCACCUGAGCCAUGGACCAGCCAUGAUGUGCCUCGUAUUAGACAGGUUGGCCUUAAUGCAGAUGGAAACCUCUCCAGGGUUACGUUUGAGCUCCCGUCCUCUGACAGUGCCUUAGAACAGCAGAUGUUACCCCAAAUGAGCAGAAAUCUCUCACAGACAAAUACUGCUGUCCCUGGAAGCAUCCAGUUUGUGUUUGGGGAGAAUAUGAGUGAGAGGGUACUGACUGUCUCUCAGAGUCCACCUUGUAGUGAGGACAAGUCUGAAACGGACUGCAGCUCGACCGACUCCGAUUCCUCCUGCACAGAAGACACUAACACAAUGUCUGCACAAAACACACUAUGGGAAUCUGCCGCAGCCCACACGGCGGCCUGCAGGAGACGCUGUCUGCUCAAACAAGUGCAGAUCUUCACAGGAGAGGAGAAUGAGAGCAACGUUGUCCAGCUGACGUGCAAGUUGUUCGUUUUGGAGAGGGGAACCCAUUCGUGGAGUGAGAGAGGGAGAGGAGUCUUACGACUGAACGACUUGCAAACUAAACAUAAGGGAUGUUUGCAGUCAAGGAUGGUGAUGAGGCACCAGGGCAGUCUGAAACUGAUCCUGAACACUAAGCUGUACCCGCACACACACCUGCGGCGCCCGGCACGCAGGAACCUACAGGUGACAGCCACUGACUUGGAGACCCACAGUGUACGUGUGUUCCUGGUCCAGGCCAGUGCCCGAGACAUUGCCCGCCUCUAUGUGGCUAUUCACCACAGACUGGUGGCCCUACGCUGCAGUACUGCCAUGUUCAGGGACCGAGAGGGACACUGCAGCAGUGAGGAGGACAAUGACAAUGAAGACGAGAAGGCUAACAAGGAGGCGCUCUUAAUCACACACACCAGAUCUGGGGAUUGUAAUUGGAGGAACAGUCAUUCCAGACUCCAUCCAUGAACAUCCCACUGAACCUUUGCCAUCAUGCUUCUGGACCCAGCCAUUUUGUGAAUAUCAAGAUCAUCUUAAUUUAAACAGUAUGGAGGCUUUUUUUUGUGUAGCUGCCUGCGAAAUUUAUGAAUAGUAUUAAACACGGUCUAUUACCAAGUACAGUUUUGCUCAGGUUGGAGACAGUGAUGCAUGCAUCAUCUCUACAAUAUAAAUUUUUUAAAUUAGAUAUUUUUAAGGAAAAAAAAUUGAACCAGGCACAACAGUUAUGUUUAUGUUGUUCCACUUUUAGAAAGAGAAUCAUUUAGACCUGAACAGAACGUGUGUUAGAGGAAACUGUUGUUUAUAUUAUGCUGUAAUUUCGCUUUAUUUUCGGUUAUUUCUUCCUACUGGAGCGGUCUUUUUGGUACAAGUCUACAAUUCUGGUGCUCCAAUACACUUGAAACAACCCAUGAUCCACCUGAAUCAGCCCAUGAUCAGCUCAGUUUAUGAUCAGGUUCAGUACACCAUACUGGACCACAUUUGAGCUCGUCUGUGACGGGUGGAAAUUAAAUGAGUGUUUAUGGGUUUAAAUGAGCGAAUUGCAAAUGUUCUUAUUUGUACUUAAGUUCACACUAUACAUUCACAAGCUCAGAGACUCUGACAGAUAACUGUGAAACUGUGACAUCCAGAGGAUCUGGGUCAUGAAAUAUCUAUGCAAACUUUAAAACAAAUUCAGAUGGAAUUUAAAAUGGGCCAAUUUUGGGACAACUACUUCUUUUAUUUAUUCUCUGAUUUCUUUCAUAGCACUUUGUCAGAAAGGGGUUCAAAUGACCUAUGCGUUCUGUUGCUGAACACAGGCCUACUACAGGUCCAUUCAGUCUCUGUCUGUGCCAAUUAUUUAUACUGUGACUGGCAGAUAUCUGGGCUCCAAUAAACAAGGGACUUCUGUUUCCAUUCUACCUCAUGAACAGUAUUUUACACCAUCUGAUCUUCUGCACUGACGUUUUGGGCCUACGCCGGUCAUGUUAAGAAAAGCUUAUUACCUGAAACCAAUGUUAGAGUUUUAUUCUAUACUUCAACCCUGAAGGUUUAAAAGACUAAUUCAAAUAAUGUCCACAGCCACAUUUCUGUCUAUGAAUUGCAUUUUUAUUGGAAAAUCUGCAAAAGACAAAAACUGUUAUUUGCCACCUCUUAUACUUUUAAGAGCUAAAAUAUUUGGAGGAGGAUUACAUUAAAGAGUUGUGUAUAUUUUUGUAUAUGUAUUUAAUGGAUUAAAUACCUAAUUUUAAUA